Messenger RNA from Mesocricetus auratus (golden hamster), 1127 nucleotides. RefSeq names its product leukocyte immunoglobulin-like receptor subfamily A member 5. The coding region runs from base 215 to 1054 and encodes 279 amino acids. The record is from RefSeq and is a predicted model, not a curated record. NCBI's taxonomy places the organism in Eukaryota, Metazoa, Chordata, Mammalia, Rodentia, Cricetidae. The transcript has 6 exons.
GAAGUGUAGAGAGGAACUUCUGGGCAUCCCUAGAAAUGUAUUGGAGAACUGAGAGGGCACAGCCAGGUCUUGAGCAAGCAGCAGCUCCCUGUUCUUGCUUUGCAAUGGAUGUCACCAUCUUGACAGGGAUCCUGGACUCCAUUCUGCUCCAUCCCAUGGGCAUGUCCCCCUGUGUAGACUGUGUCACCCAGUGUUGUGGAUAUAGAGAUCUGGCAUGAAGAACUUCCAUGGCUCUCAUGGUUAUCCCGGUGUUUGGACUCGUGAUAUUCAGAAGCAGAGGAUCUGGUCACAUCAUGUGUUUUUAAUGGAGCAGAGGAUCUGGGCACAGGAUGGGCCACCACCCCAGCCUUCCAUCUGGGCAGUUCCAGGAGCUGUGAUUUCCACAGGCAGUGAUGUGAGCAUCUUCUGCAGGACCCCUCCAGGGGUGACCACAGUGCGUCUAUACCAUUAUGGACCUUAUGGAAGAUGGUCUGAUCGUACCCCGGAGGGAGCCCAGGAGGUGUUUGAAUUCAGUCUGCAGAGGAUGACACUCAGUAAUGCGGGAGAUUACUACUGUGAAUACACCAAGGAAGGUCAAUGGUCACAGAGUGACAGACUGGAGCUGGUGGUGACAGGUGUUUACAAGGAGAAACCAUCCCUUACUGUGGAUUCAGGACCUCAGGGAUUCUCAGAAAGAAAUGUGACUCUUCUCUGUUGCACACAUCCUUCAUUUGACAUCUUCAUCCUCUGCAGAGGCGGAAAUGCUUCCUUACCCCAGAACUGUUCACGCCAGCACCACAACACUUUCCUCAUCUCCCCUGUGAGCCUGGGGCACAGGAGGAGCUACAGAUGCUUUGGCUCUUACAAACGCAGUUCCUACUCGUGGUCCCUGCCUAGUGAUCCCCUGGAACUCCCAAUCACAGAGUCUCGUACUUCAGAUUACAGAUUAGAAAAUUGUAUCCGGCUUAUCCUGGCUAUCAUCAUCCUGUUAGGUAUUGGGGUUCUAUUGCUGGAUGCUUGGAAGAGCAGAAGAGAGCCCAUGAGGCCUUCAGAGAGUCCUAAGUGGAGAGCCUAGCUAUCCCUUUCUACACCUCAACAAAGUGCUGGCAAUAAAGACUCUAAAGGAGACGUGAUGUCUCUUCAGUGUA